UCCAGGUUUGGUCUGGGAGCCGGGCAACUCGCGGAUUUCCCCGCCCCACAGUUCUGGCUAGAGUCCCGGUGCGCACGGACGUGGCUCGAGUUUCCUCCGCUCUAGGCUCCUGCUUGCUUUCCCCUCUCUCGCUCCUCCUUCUCUCCGGGUCUCCCGCUCCAGUUCCACCGGGUCGGCCCCGCACGGCUCCGGGAAGCCAUGGAGGAUGUCACGCUCCAUAUCGUCGAGCGGCCGUAUUCCGGAUAUCCCGAUGCUUCCUCCGAGGGCCCGGAGUCCACCCCAGGGGAGGCACGGGCCACGGAGGAGCCGUCGGGGACCGGUUCCGACGAGCUGAUCAAGUCGGACCAGGUAAACGGUGUACUGGUGCUGAGCCUUCUGGAUAAAAUCAUCGGCGCCGUUGACCAGAUCCAGCUGACCCAAGCCCAGCUGGAAGAGCGACAGGCGGAGAUGGAGGGCGCUGUGCAGAGCAUCCAGGGAGAGCUGAGCAAGCUGGGCAAGGCGCACGCCACCACCAGCAACACCGUGAGCAAGUUGCUGGAGAAGGUGCGCAAGGUCAGCGUCAACGUGAAGACGGUGCGCGGCAGCCUGGAGCGCCAGGCCGGCCAGAUAAAGAAACUGGAGGUCAACGAGGCGGAGCUGCUGCGGCGCCGCAACUUCAAAGUCAUGAUCUACCAGGAUGAAGUCAAGCUGCCGGCCAAACUGAGCGUCAGCAAGUCUCUGAAAGAGUCGGAGGCACUGCCGGAGAAGGAGGGCGAUGAGCUGGGCGAGGGCGAGCGGCCGGAGGAGGACGCCGCGGCGAUCGAGCUGUCGUCUGACGAGGCGGUGGAGGUGGAGGAGGUGAUCGAGGAGUCCCGCGCCGAGCGCAUCAAGCGCAGCGGCCUGCGGCGCGUGGACGACUUCAAGAAGGCCUUCUCCAAGGAGAAGAUGGAGAAGACCAAGGUGCGCACGCGCGAGAACCUGGAGAAGACGCGCCUGAAGACUAAGGAGAACCUGGAGAAGACGCGGCACACGCUGGAGAAGCGCAUGAACAAGCUGGGCACGCGCCUGGUGCCCGUGGAGCGACGCGAGAAGCUGAAGACGUCGCGCGACAAGCUGCGCAAGUCCUUCACGCCCGACCACGUGGUGUACGCGCGCUCCAAGACCGCCGUCUACAAGGUGCCGCCCUUUACCUUCCACGUCAAGAAGAUCCGCGAGGGCGAGGUGGAGGUGCUGAAGGCCACCGAGAUGGUGGAGGUGGGUCCCGAUGACGACGAGGUUGGCGCGGAGCGCGGCGAGGCCACUGACCUGCUGCGCGGGAGCAGCCCCGAUGUGCACACGCUGCUGGAGAUCACCGAGGAGUCGGACGCCGUCCUGGUGGACAAGAGCGACAGCGACUGAGCAGGACUCACGGGGCUCUGCCCUGGAGGCCGGUGCCUGAUCCUGUCCUCCCUGACCCCCACUCCUGCCCAACGCCUUUCUCAUUUCAAACUUUCUCUUUUGCAUUCUAAGCCCCAGUCUGGUUGGGCUUUUCUUCUUUCUUUCUUUUUUUCUUUUUUUCUUUCUUUUUUUUUUAAAGCGGGGAAAUCAUAUCCCCUGGAAGAGCAGCCUUCCAAAGCAUAGGCCUUAGACCGAGGGAUAGAUGGUCUCUCACCAUGGACAGCCUCAAUUUGAACACAGUCUGGGUAGGAUAUGGAAGAAUGACCCAUGCCCUGGUUGUCCUGCUCCAGGAUGCUUUUUCUAAGCUCCCUAGUUAGGCCCUGUCAGAGGCCUGCCCCUCCCCAACACAGCUUCAUACUAAGUUGCACCACCCCUGCUUCCUGAGCUGUUUCUCCUUUUCCUCACCCUGGGAGACUCCAAAGCCAAAAUUGCAGCAAGAGAAAAGAGCGAAUCCUAAAGACAACCCUUGUAGGGGCAGCUUUCUAGUGCCUGCUUGCUCUCCCAGUUACCUGAGAGGCUGAGGCAGGAGAUUUGCAAGUUCAAGACCUGCCUGGGUUGCAGAGUGAGCUCAAAGCCAGCCUGAGUAAUUUAUCGAGACGCUGUUUCAAAAUAAGGGCAGUUCAAAGUACCACGAAGAUAAAAUGUGUGUAGGGAGACCUUUGCUCACACGGGAGGUGGCUCACGGGAAGACCUGAGGGUCUUUGGAGAAAUCUAAGGCAAUACGGUGGGUGAAGGCAGAGUGUUACCCUGGAUAAAGGUCUCACCGAAGUAAGCAGGAGGUGAGUUGAGCCUAGGAAAGGAUGGGAAGUGUGUCAGGAGAGAAGCACAUUUACAAAUCUACAAAAUCUGCACACAGGAGCACGUUGAGUAUGGCUUUGGGAAGAGAUAGGAAGAUAGGAGAGGUUGAAAUGAAAUAAGAAAGAAAUGCCCUCAUUAGCCACACAAAGAAAUUCAAGACAAGAGUUCCGCUUUGGUAAGAUCUCAGGACAGCAGGACAGUCUCUGGAUCUGGAGGGCAGUCAGUUCUAGAAAGUGUGUUCCAAAGAGAAGUAAGCCGGACUGGAUUCUCUCUUCCAGGAUCUGGGAACUGCCUUCUGGGAAGUCUUGUUUUCCGAGCCCAGAAAAUUAGCGUUCCAGCAGGGGGCAGCAGCGAGCUGUGGAGGGCUGGCCGGUGGAAGGGAGAAGGCAAGGUGCUAAAGGCCAGGCCUCUGGUGGCGAUCCCUAGCCGGAAACUGGGGAAGUAGGGCCUGCUGGCUUGCUCACCCUAACUCCCUCUCAGCUGCUUCUAGCAUGGAUCUUUCCCUAAUGUAAAACUGUAGAGCUUGCCUCCCUAAGUUCCUUGCUUUUGUGGGCACCUUUAUCUGAAAGUUAGGGAGGGUGGGGUGCUACUUCUUGUCCAAGGCUUGAUUUCUAUAGUUACUGACCAGGUUUUCUCCUGAGGACACAUUGAUUCCCCCUUUAAAGGCUGGUCAGGAGCAAAGGCAACACCUCCCCCAAAUGAUAGCUACAGGCUACUUCCUUCUCCCCAACGACACAUCUUCCCUGCUUUUUAGAAUUGCAGCUAAUUGAUUACUUUUUUUUGGGGGGGGGGAGAUGGAAACCACAAACCUUUUAUACAAUACGAAGCUUUGCUUUUUAUUUUUUAUUUUUAAUUUUCCUUUAUUUUUCUUGGUCCCCUUCCCUCCUCUGAUUGGAGACAGAUAAGCUGAGGAGGGUGGGCAGAUGCAGGAUGAGGUCCCCUGUGCUGAUGGGCUAACACUGUGGGCAGAUACAGUUUCCUGUGGGCUCUAGGGGAGCUCCUCGAGUUGCUGUGUUCUGGUGAGCAGCCGGACCAAUAAACCUGCUUUUCUAAAAGGA
Rattus rattus (black rat) is the source of this 3272-nucleotide messenger RNA. It is a transcript of the gene Cavin1, whose product is annotated as caveolae associated protein 1. Gene Ontology annotation, biological process: termination of RNA polymerase I transcription; transcription initiation at RNA polymerase I promoter. Lineage: Eukaryota; Metazoa; Chordata; Mammalia; Rodentia; Muridae. Gene Ontology annotation, cellular component: cytoplasm; caveola. The record is from RefSeq and is a predicted model, not a curated record. Gene Ontology annotation, molecular function: rRNA primary transcript binding. The transcript is spliced from 2 exons. The coding region runs from base 199 to 1377 and encodes 392 amino acids.